This is a messenger RNA of Debaryomyces fabryi, 1023 nucleotides long. RefSeq lists its product as uncharacterized. The coding region runs from base 1 to 1023 and encodes 340 amino acids. The transcript has a single exon. NCBI's taxonomy places the organism in Eukaryota, Fungi, Ascomycota, Pichiomycetes, Serinales, Debaryomycetaceae. The record is from RefSeq and is a predicted model, not a curated record.
AUGAGGUUGUCAAGGAUAAUUUUGACAUGUAUGCCUUUAAUGCCAGGCUUAACUCAGGCUAUUACACCGAAUUCAGAAGUGUACGAAGUGGACAACAAAGAAGAAAGAUCAUUAGAGGACAUAUAUGAGGAUUUUCUGCUGAUUGUUGAUUCGCAAGUCAACAAAAGAAGUGACAGUUCUAGGGUUGAUCAGUUGGAGCAAAUUCUCUUAAAAGUAAAUGAGUCAGGAAUAAUAAUGGAUGUUUUGAAUGAGAUUGCUGGUUCUAAGGCUGAACAGAAUACCUUGGUCAACAUGACCACAGAUAUGAUCAAGAAUGGGGGUGGAUCAUUCGACGGUAUUCAGAUAGAAUUCAACAAAACUAAUAUACUUAAUGCUGUGAAAAGUUCAGGUAUAAUAAACUCAACACUUGACGGCUUGCUUUUGAACGACCAAAAUAGAGAAAUUCUUGCAGAUCGUACGGGGCAUGUUCUCAGCAAAUAUGCCUACGUAUCCAAAAUAUUGGCAGACAUAGGAAAUGGUCAAGAACCAACUGUUGAAUAUAUUGCAAAUACAGUCAAACACUACAAAACCAAGAAUCCUAAAUACCAAUACAUGAACGAGGGUAAGCAAAUUAUUUUAGGUGCUAGGGCUGAUGACUAUUCUGGAUCAGCUCAGACAUUCUUAAACAAUCUUAUCAAUACAGUUGUGAGUUCUGAUUUAGUGUCAGGUUCUGCAGAGGAUUUUUUGAUUGCAUUAAACAGAACAGGAAUCGCUGUGUCUAUUGCAAUGCAGGUUGUAGAAACUCCUAAAAUCACAGAAAUGGGAACGUACAUUAUCGGCCAGUUAUAUGCUAAUGGUGUUUUUGACAAUCUUGACACCAAUAAAUAUUUUCAAGAGGCUAAAAAGAAAAAUAUUUUAUCCGACAGUUUACAAAAAGUUUUAACAGACCCAACAUAUUCACCUGCAUUAGCAAAGAUUUUUAAGCAAAUGGAAGACAACGGUGUCUUCGUAGAUAUCCAAAAGAAUCUUUACGGCCAUACGUGA